UUUUAUAACAAAGAAUUGCUCCUUAUUGAUAUUUUUCAUGUGCUGAUAAUAUACCGCAUUACCAAAAUGCUCUGUAUUUCGAACAGGAAAUAUGUUUAAUUCAUUUCAGCAUAACUGAAGUAGUUUAGUGCAAAUUAAUUCCUCUAUUUUUGAUUUUCCAGAUCUGGUCCUGUGGAUCUCAGUAUCAGACAAUGAUCAGUGAAGCCCCUCUCACAACAGUUCAGCUAUAAAUACUGGAGAAUAUUCACAUCAUCCUACAAGAGAAGAACAAACUCCAGGUGCAGCAGCUGAAAUCUGUGACUGUUAAAGAUGGAGUUUAUUAAAGAGGAGAUUGAAGACAUGAGGGAUCCAGAACCAUCCAGAAUAAAACAUGAAGAUACUGAGGAACAAACAGACCUGAUGGAAGUGAAGGAGGAACGUUUAGAACUGAACGAAGAGGAACAUUUCAUUACUGUAGAAUAUAAUUCCUCCCAAAACGGAGCUCAAAGAACAGAAGCCAAAAACCCUGUGACCUGCCCUCAAUGUAAAAAGAGUUUCACGCAAAAAGGAAGCCUCAUUAGUCACAUCAGAAUCCACACCGGAGAGCGUCCGUACACGUGUCCGCACUGCGGGAGGAGCUUCGCACGUAAAUACAGCUUGAAUGUGCACAUAAGAGUCCAUACUGGAGAGAAACCCUACACCUGUCCUCAAUGUGCGAAGACUUUCACGCAAAAGGAACACCUGAACAGUCACCUAAGAGUUCACACUGGAAAGAAACCAUUCGUAUGUCAUCAGUGCGGAAGCGGUUUCACACGUAACGACAGCUUGAAGAACCACUCAAGAAUUCACACUGGCACGAAGUCCUUUAUUUGCCCUGAGUGUGGAAAGAGCUUUAACUGGGCUCACAAUUUCAACAAUCAUCUGCACUCUCAUUCUGGAGUGAAGCCUUUCAGCUGCGAUCAGUGUGGCGAAAAAUGUCCGUCUGCGUCCGCUUUAAGAUACCACCUCCAAGCUCAUACAAAUGAAAGGCCUCACUUGUGUUCUUCGUGCGGAAAGAGUUUUGCACGGCUGGACUCUUUUAGAGCGCACCAGAAGCUGCAUAGCGGCGUGAGACCUUACCUGUGUUCAGACUGCGGCAGGACGUUUAAUAAAGCCACCAACUUGAAAGAGCACCAGAAGAUUCAUAUCGGUGAAAGACCAUACAAGUGUUCGCUUUGUGACAAGAGUUACAGUCAGUCGGGAUCCUUGAAAGCACACGAGCGACUUCAUACAGGAGAGAGACCGUAUCGCUGCACUCAGUGUGGAAAGAGUUUCUUCAAAUCAAGCCAUCUAGUGGCACAUAUAAAAAUGCACCGUCCGUCUCCGAAGGCUUCACAGUGAGCAACUGUGAUUUUAGAUCAACCAAAAACAGACUUUGAACUAUCUAAGAAGAUAUUUCCUGGUAUAAGUGCAGUGUUUUGUGUGAAUAAUGUAAAUAAAUUAA
Sinocyclocheilus grahami is the source of this 1462-nucleotide messenger RNA. Its product is annotated as gastrula zinc finger protein XlCGF8.2DB-like. The record is from RefSeq and is a predicted model, not a curated record. Gene Ontology annotation, molecular function: RNA polymerase II cis-regulatory region sequence-specific DNA binding; DNA-binding transcription factor activity, RNA polymerase II-specific. NCBI's taxonomy places the organism in Eukaryota, Metazoa, Chordata, Actinopteri, Cypriniformes, Cyprinidae. Gene Ontology annotation, biological process: regulation of transcription by RNA polymerase II. The transcript has 2 exons. Bases 310 to 1359 code for a protein of 349 amino acids.